Chara braunii is the source of this 1435-nucleotide messenger RNA. The record is from the annotation of a GenBank genome assembly. NCBI's taxonomy places the organism in Eukaryota, Viridiplantae, Streptophyta, Charophyceae, Charales, Characeae.
AGACAGGCGGUUCCGGAGGAAUGGAGACUCAGACUGCGACGUAAUAGAAGGGUCCAAGGGGAAUGGAUCGCCUUGACCACAGAGGACCCGCCAUCAACGCUGUUCAGGAUAACAGCACAAGAACAGGAGGAAUGGUACUGGGCAGAGGGAUGGGAGGUACUGCAGACGGGGACAGCGUUGGGGAAACCAAUGAUGAGGUGUGGGCAGAGGGAUGGCAGGAUACACAGAGACAACAUGAGAUCUGUGGCGGUGGUCAGGGACAAAAAGAAAGGAAAGGGGACAGCUUCAGACCAUUCCAGAUAAGCCAACACCCCCUCCAGAUUCCCUGGGACCCAUCGAUGUGGGAAUGGAGGGCGACAAACUCCCAGCGCUGCCCGAUGCUGGCACACCAUGUCACGACGAAGGUGAUCUACAGAUCACUAAAUGCACCAACGGACAUGGCUGACGAGAUGAGGGAGAGAUGGAAGAAGAAGGGGUGGCUUGAGCAAUCCCAGGUGGGGAAGUGGACGCAGCAGAACUGGGAGAGAGCGUGCACAUUACUCACUAUGCUGCCGAACCAGAAACAAGCAGGGGGCUUGUGGUUGACUUUGCAAAUGGCAGUGCCUACGUACCAGUGGAUGGCCGAGUACAGCUCGGCCACGGACAAGGACUGCAAAGCCUGUGAGGGGAGGCAAGAAACCUUGCCACACAUAUGGCUGGAAUGCGAACCGCAAGAAACUUUUUGGGAGUGGUGGGGCACAAACGGGAGGCAAGUGCCACUGCACCCGCAAUCGCCUGAGCACAGGGUGGAGGUGUUGGUGGGCCAGCUGUUGGCCGGUACACAGACCCGGAUGGUCCAUGCGUAUGCAGGGGAUGUGAUACGGGGAGCCUUUUGGGAAGCGAUGUGGGCAAUGAGGGGAAGACUGUUGAGAACAGGGGUGAAGGGGUCAGCAAGGACACUGCAACAGUGGUUCCUAAAAAACCUCAAGGUAUCGGUCACGGCAGAUAUGCAGAGAAAUCAAAAUGGGAAUUGGAGAUUCCUCAAAGAGGCGUGGGAUAAGUACACGGAUGUGUUGUGGAUGGGGGGGAAGAUGGGACAGUGGGGAUGGGCUGAGGCCUUUGGAGAAGGGGGAAGAAGGGAAGGGGAGGCACAGGGGGACGGCGGUUCGUCACAAACAAGGGCAGAGAACGGGGCGGGGGAGGAGGGAAGGAGCGUCGGGGAAGAAAGGAGUUGGACACAGGAAGAGAGGAGGGAAGACAUGACCCGGGACCGGGGGAUCUGCCGGGAAAGGAAUGACACAGGAAUGACGAUAUCUGAAACGGUAUCGGAGAUUUCGACGGAGGAACAAGACGUCGAUAGUGGCUGACAAGGUGCAGGACCGCCGAGGAACCCGGAACCCUGGAUAAGGCAGGAUAAUAGAAGGGUAAGGGAGCUCGGGGGUGGUGUAUAGAUCUG